AUGCUAAACUAGAUAGAGGUCAGUGAGUUCCUCUUUUUGGGUCUCACCAAUAUCCAGCGGAUGCAGCACUUUUUCUUCACCUCCUUUAUGCUGCUCUACUUGGCCACUCUUCUGGGAAACAGUGUCCUUGUGGCCAUGGUGAUAUCUGAGCCCCGGCUCCACACACCAAUGUACUUCUUCCUGGGAAACCUGUCCUGCCUGGAUAUUUUCUACUCCAUAGUCACUGUUCCGAAGAUGUUGACUGGCUUGCUCUUUGGGAACCAGCCCAUCUCUUUUGGUGGGUGCUUGGCCCAGCUGCACUUCUUCCACUUCCUGGGCAGUACAGAGGCUGUGCUCCUGUUCGGGAUGGCCUGUGACCGAUACAUGGUCAUUUGCAACCCUCUGCACUAUGCCCUCCUCAUGAGCUCAUGGACUUGCCUGCUGCUGGCUCUGGCCAGCUGGUCCACUGGGUUUGUACAUGCUAUGGUGCACUCAGUCAUGACCUCUCAGUUGAGUUUCUGUGGCCACAACCAAAUUCAGCACUUCUGUGACAUCAAGCCACUGCUGAAUCUGGCUUGCAGUAGGACCACACUCAACAUGGCACUCCUCAAUGUUGUUACCACAUCUAUUGUUUUAGGGCCCUUCACUUUCAUAGUCCCUUCCUCUAUUAUCUCUUUCCUCUUCUAUAAAGUCCAGUCCCAGAAAGGAAGAUGGAAACUCUUCUCCACCUGUGCCUCCCACCUCACUAUUUUAGCACUGCUUUAUAUUUCAGUGCUCUUCAAUUAUACACACUUUUGAGGAAACUCCACUCAAAAGGAUGUGCAAGUAACUCUUACGUAUAGUGCUGUCACUCCAGCUCUGAACCCCUUGAUCUACACACUUCAGAACCAGGAGGUGAAAACUGCCCUGAAAAAAACCUUACGGAGAAAACUUUCCUGGAGGAAAGUGACUGAAACAAGGAGAAGACUCAGAAUGUGGUUGUUCCACCUCUCAUAUUUACAAGGAGAGAGGUAAAAAGGACACUGCAUUGCCAGAGACUGUAAAACCACUGAUUAUCUCAUGCAGUU
This is a messenger RNA of Empidonax traillii (willow flycatcher), 1046 nucleotides long. RefSeq names its product olfactory receptor 12D1-like. Gene Ontology annotation, cellular component: membrane. NCBI's taxonomy places the organism in Eukaryota, Metazoa, Chordata, Aves, Passeriformes, Tyrannidae. The record is from RefSeq and is a predicted model, not a curated record. Gene Ontology annotation, biological process: G protein-coupled receptor signaling pathway. Gene Ontology annotation, molecular function: olfactory receptor activity; G protein-coupled receptor activity.